CAAGUGUGAAAACGAGAGGCAGAAAAUAAAAGAGACAGACAGAAGAACAAUGGUUGAAUUCAGAUGGAUUAAAAUGUUUUUAUGUUUGAUACUAGUGCUUCAGUUUACAGCAGUAUCUGAACAACAUCACCUGUCUCUAAUUGUCAGUAAGGGAGAUGAAGUCACUUUGCCUUGUGAAAACGUGCAAAAUGAUCACCGUAAAUGUAACAGUACUGCCUGGCACUUCAGUGGUUGUCCUGGCAAAUCAGAAAGAAACUGGGUUAUGCAAGGGCAGAUUGUUACACCAAACACCAAAGGUAAAUCAGACAGACUGAGUGUUACAGAGAACUGUUCUCUGGUUAUAAAGAAUAUCACAGUCGAGGAUGUUGGUCGUUAUUACUGUCAACAGUUCAGAUCAGGACAACAACAAGGUCCAGACUCUCAGGUUUAUCUGUCUGUUGUUAACAUGACUGAACAUCAGGACACUGAUAAGGUGACGUUAAACUGCUCUGUGUCGACAUAUGAACACUGUCGACACACAGUGAAGUGGCUGUUUGGGGGUACAGAGGUUGAUAAACAUAACGAAGAGUUAAGGAUGGACCAGUCUUACUGCUGGGCCAGUGUGAUCUUUAAGACUUCUCAUUUUAUUCACAAGUCUCAGGAGUUAUUGAAGUGUAAAGUGACGGACAGCUACAAUGGAAAAGUGUACACCUUCAGCCCUCAGUCUUCAGUCAAGAAAACAGGAGCUAACAAAACAGCACCUGGAAACAACAAUGAAACCACAAAGCCACAAGAUUGGCUGUGGUUGUACAUCGCUGUGUCUGUGGGUUUAGCAGCACUCUUUAUAACUGUUGUGGCACUCAUUAGAUGGAAGAGAAAUAAAGGGAACAAAACACAAAUAGAUGAAAACAUGGGAGUGCGCUUAAACCCUGCAGUGACUGAGUUUGCUCCAGAAACCAAUCAAGACAUGGCUGAUCCUGAAGAUGGUGUUUCCUACACCUCCAUUUGCUUCACCGAGAAGACCAACAAGGAAAAAGUCCGGGUUCAUGGUGGUGAUGAUGCAGUGACAUACAGCAUUGUGAAAGCUCCUUCCUCUUCUGCUGGAGCCUCUGCUGACCCCAGAAACCUCUACGCCACCAUCAAAUAACCAAAAAAACAAAACAAAAAACAACAUAUUAUAGUUACAUUUAAUAUUGUUGCAUUUUGAUAGAUCAGUAGUUUAAGCUUUUUGGUCUGAAAACAAUGUCAGUUUUUAUUCCCAGAGUGAGUUUGGUGUGACUUUUAACAAGAAGGGUCUGGGUUGCUUUGUGGUACUGUAUUGAUUGUUGUGCAGAAAUUAUUUGUGCAAUCCAAAUCUUAGAGAGUAUUUUAUAUUUAAUCAUAUUUAUUUCUGAUACAGCUGAAGAAUUAAAUCCUACUGUUAUUUUCCAAUAAUAUAGUGUUGCAGUGUUAUUUAACCAAGUAUUCUCUUCUCAUUCCCAUUACUGCUAUAAAAAGCUUUUUGUCCAGAAAGCCAGAAGGGGGAGUAAUAGCCCUACAUUCAGAAGGCUGAUUGCCAUAUACAGAAAAUGUGAUUCACCUGUGGUUUUGUUAUGUGCAAUGAGACGAACAUUACUUCUCCCUGUAAUGUCAUGUAAUUAUCAUUAUUUACAAUCCCAUUUGGAAGUUUUAUUAAAACUCAUAUUCUAUCUCUA
Micropterus dolomieu (smallmouth bass) is the source of this 1673-nucleotide messenger RNA. RefSeq lists its product as uncharacterized. The transcript has 9 exons. Bases 50 to 1126 code for a protein of 358 amino acids. The record is from RefSeq and is a predicted model, not a curated record. Gene Ontology annotation, molecular function: MHC class II protein binding; protein tyrosine kinase binding. Gene Ontology annotation, biological process: interleukin-15-mediated signaling pathway; positive regulation of ERK1 and ERK2 cascade; T cell activation. NCBI's taxonomy places the organism in Eukaryota, Metazoa, Chordata, Actinopteri, Centrarchiformes, Centrarchidae. Gene Ontology annotation, cellular component: external side of plasma membrane; membrane raft.